Molecule: messenger RNA, 4560 nt
Organism: Oryctolagus cuniculus (rabbit)
Lineage: Eukaryota; Metazoa; Chordata; Mammalia; Lagomorpha; Leporidae
Biological process (GO): regulation of transcription by RNA polymerase II
Cellular component (GO): nucleus; PcG protein complex; chromatin
Molecular function (GO): DNA-binding transcription factor activity, RNA polymerase II-specific; RNA polymerase II cis-regulatory region sequence-specific DNA binding
Source: RefSeq, a predicted model, not a curated record
GCCCUCUGGGAAGUGGAGUCUUUCCGCCAGGACCCCCGCGACCCGGCGCGCUCGCCGCCAAGUGCGCAGAUGCGACUGCAGGCGAGCCUCGGGCUCGAGCCUUUUGUGUCCCCGCGCGCCGUGGGCCGGCACGCGGCCCUGCCCGCUCCUCCCGCGCCGCGUCCCCGCCGCCCGCCGCCCGCGGACCCCGCCGCGCCGCACACGCCCAGGGAGCUUCAGAGCAGAGUCCUUGGCCUGCAGAAAGUGCGGGUUGUGUAGCGCUGGAAGUCUGCGCUCAUCUCUGAAGCAGUGGCUACGGAGGAAGGCCUGCCAGUUACAGCACAAAGAGCAGAAGCCGAGCAUGGAUGCCGUGGCCGUCCAAGUGGAAGAAGAAGCUGUGACCACUGAAGAUGCUUCUCUACUCCAACAACAAAGCACAGAAGAAAUGGAACCUACUGUUGAGCUGCUUCCUGUCGAGUUCCAGGAGUUGAUGACAGUCAAAGAUGAAGAAAUGGACUUCACCCAAGAGGAGGUAGAAGAGCUGAAUUCUGCCCACAAGUACAUCGGCAUGGAUAUGAAGGUGGAGCACUGUGGGAGCCUUGUGUUUUGGGAUUCUGAAUCCAUGCCUGCAACUGAAGAAUUCCUUUUAAAGCAGGAAGAUUAUGAACGAUCACCUGAAAGAGAGCUGAUACUGGAAAGACUGCAAAAGGGUGAUGCUUGGAGCUCUAGGUUGAUAGGAACCUGGGAAUGUGAAGGCCCGCUAGGAAGGCAGCAGGGAAACCAGAAGAGAGACUCAAGGCGUGUCACAGUCAAACACAGGAAAAAGCCUACGGGUUGUUAUGAACCUGGGGAAAGUUCAAACCCCAUCAGACGUCGGAAGAUGCACCCUGGGAAAAAGCCGUGGGAGUGCACCGCGUGUGGCAGGUGCUUCAGUUACUACUCCGCCUUUGUCCUCCAUCAGAGAACCCACACUGGCGAGAAGCCCUAUGCGUGUAGCCAGUGCGGCAAGGCCUUCAUUCGGAGUUCUUCGCUCCUUCAGCACCAGAGAAUCCACACUGGAGAGAAGCCCUACGAGUGCAAUGUGUGCGGGAAAGCUUUCUGUCACCGUUCGGCCCUGCUUCAGCAUCGCACCACUCACACUGGAGAGAAGCCCUACGCGUGCAAGGAGUGUGGGAAGGCCUUCAACCAAAGCACGUAUCUCAUUCAGCAUCACCGCACACACACUGGGGAGAAACCCUACAGAUGCAAGGAUUGUGAGAAAGCUUUCAGCGAUACCUCAUCCCUCAUGAAACACCAGAGGGUGCAUCCUGGAGAAAAUCCCUACAGCUGCAAAGAGUGUGGGAAAGCCUUUAGUGAUCGGUCAGGCCUGACUCAGCAUCGGAGAAGCCACACGGGGGAAAAGCCGUACGAGUGCAGUGAAUGUGGGAAAGCCUUCAGCUACUGCUCAGCUCUUAUUCAGCAUCAAGGGACUCACACUGGGGAGAAGCCUUACAAAUGUAAUGACUGCGAGAAAGCCUUCAGUGACCGCUCAGCCCUUGUAAGACAUCAGAGGAUUCACACUGGAGAGAGACCUUACAAAUGCAGAGAGUGUGAGAAGGCCUUCAGCCAGAGCUCAUCCCUUACAAAGCAUCUGAGGACUCACACUGGCGAGAAACCCUAUAAAUGCCAUGAUUGCGACAGAGCCUUCAGCCAGAGCUCAUCUCUUAUUCAACACCAGAAAAUUCACACAGGACAAAAAGCCUACAGAAGUAAGAAGAAGGGUGAGAAAACCUGUGUGUUCAGCCUUGCAUCGACAUAAAGAGAUUCAUGAUGAAUAGAAUGCAGUACAUUUACAAAUAAUUAUUCUCCCCUGAUUGUGUAGAUCUGUUCUAAAUACUGUAGACCAUAUUCCAAAACCAUAAAGAAACCGUGCCACUCACAAAAUAGCCUUCUUCCUUGAAAUGUUACUGUGUAUGGAAGAGGGCAGCAAGAGGUAAAUGUCGCUAUCUGUGGGCUUUUUUUUUAAAGAUUUAUUUAUUUUAUUUGAAAGGCAGAGUACAGAGAGGCAGAGAGAGAGAGAGAGAGAGAGAGAGAGGUCUUCCAUCUGCUGGUUCACUCCCCAAAUGGCCACAAGGACUGGAGCUGUGUUGAUCCCAAGCCGGGAGCCAGGAGCUUCCUCCUGAUCUCCCAUGCGACUACAGGGGCCAAAGGACUUGGGCCAUCUUCUGCUGCUUUCCCAGGCACAUUAUCAGGGAACUGGAUGGGAAGUGGAGCAGCUGGGACUCAAACCAGCACCCAUUUGGGAUGCCUGCACUGCAGGCGGUGGCUUUACCCACUACACAACAACACUGGCCCCUAUAUGUGGCUUUUAUUUUUUAUUUUUAAAGAUUUAUAUAUUUAUUUGAAAGAGCUACACAGAGAGAGAAACAGAGGCAGAGAGAGAGAGAGAGAGAGGUCUUCCAUCCACUGGUUCAUUCCCCAAAUGGCCACAACAGCCGGAGCUGGGCUAGGCCAAAGCCAGGAGCUUCUACCAGGUCUCCCACAUGAGUGCAGGACCCAAGGACUUGGGCCAUCUUCUGCUGCUUUUCCAGGCCAUAGCAGAGAGCUGGACGGGAAGUGGGACAGCCAAGACUCGAACUGGUGCCCAUAUGGGAUGCCAACACUGCAAGCAGCGCCUUUACCCGCUAUGCCACGGCACCAGCCCCAACAGUAUCUUCUUUUUUUUUUUUUUUUUUUUUUUUAAGAAGAAAGAGGUAUUUAUUUGAAAGUAAAAGUUAGAGAGGAAAAGACAGAGAGCAAGCAAUCUUGCAUCUGCUGGUUCACUCUCCAGAUGGCUGCAAUGGCCAGGGCUGGGCCAGGCCAGAGCCAGCAGCCAGGAGCUUCAUCCAGGGGACCACAUGUUUUUCAGGGGUCCAAGCACUGGGACCAUCUUCACUGCAUUUGCUGGGUCAUUAAGAGGGAACUGAAUAAGAAGUGGGGCAGUUGGGAUACAAACCAGCACCCCUAUGGGGAUGCUGGUGUCCCAGGUGGGUGCUUAACCCACUAUGCCAUAACGCCAGCCCCAGUGGUAUCUUUUUGACCUGAUUUUUGAUCCCUUUUCUUGGCCCUUUCUUAUUAACCUCACGAUCAACCUAAUACUAAUUUCUUCUGUGGCCCUAACUGACUCUGGCUAAUGUGCUCUUUUUAAGCCUGGCUGCAACUCUCUCAGCUGCUUUUGUGUGCUGGGAUAAUACAUUGUGCUUGCUUACCUAUGGCUUCUUGGUAGCAAAAGUUAACAAUAAUGAAGAAGCUUAGACGAGGACCUACAAGUGAGAAGUGGCAUUCUGUCACUCAAACUCAUGUGAUCAUUUAUCCUUGAUCAAUUCAUCACACUUAAUUUAGGUCCUAAGAAUUUAGAUUCUUUCCUUUUUUUUUUUUAAAGAUUUAUUUUAUUUAUUUGAAAGAGUCACAGAAAGAGGUAGAGACAGAGAGAGAGAGGUCUUCCAUUCACUGGUUCACUCCCCAGAUGGCCACAAUGGCUGGAGCUUUGUUGAUCUGUAGCCAGGAGCCAGGAGCUUCUUCCGGGUCUCCUAUGUGAGUGCAGGGGCCCAAGGACUUGGCCAUCUUCUGCUGCUUUCCCAGGCCAUAGCAGAGAGCUGGAUCGGAAGAGGAGCAGCCUGGACUAGAACUGGUGCCCAUAUGGGAUGCUGACGCUUCAAGCCAGGGCUUUAACCCGCUGUGCCACAGCGCCGGCCCCAGCUUCUUUCCUUUAUACUUGUACAGCCAUCAGCUGGGGAGGUUUCCUUCCUCCAACUGGCUCUAGAAUGGUGUAAUUCCACUAUUGUUCCUUUAUUUCCUUUAUGAAUGUUCUCCCAAAUAACCGUGUAGGCCUUUUUAUACAUUUAUGUCACAUUACAAUGGGAAAAUAGGAGGUGUAGUUUUUUUGUGUUUGAGAGGCAGAGAGAACUCCCAUAGUGAGUGGUUCACUCCCCAGCAAUGGUGGAAGCUGAUGAGAGACUGAAGCUAGGAGUAAAGCAAAAAGCAAAGUAAAACUGGUUGUCUGCUAGUGAGUGAAGGUUACAGUCACCUUUCUCUGAAGAGCCACAGGAUGUUAUUGAAGAAUGGCAGGCAAUUACAUUUAAGAUGAUCAACUAUAAUAUAUAUUCCCUAUCAGAUAGGCUUGUAUGAGUCAUUGUUAUCUGCUGUUGAAAGAACAUUGCCACGUGGGCAGGCAGAUUUUUAUGUGACCUGUGUUGGCAAAAAAAAAAAAAACUUAUCCAGAAGAAACAGAAAGUUAUAAUGCAAUAGUAUUGAAAAAAAAAAAAAAGAAAGAAAAGAAAAGAAAGCAUUUCUUUAAGAGCUCUGUCAGGAAUCCUGGUCUCUUUUUAUUUUUUAAAAAUUUUAUUUAUUGGCCGGCGCCGCGGCUCACUAGGCUAAUCCUCCGCCUAGCGGCGCCGGCACACCGGGUUCUAGUCCCGGUCGGGGCGCCGGAUUCUGUCCCGGUUGCCCCUCUUCCAGGCCAGCCCUCUGCUGUGGCCAGGGAGUGCAGUGGAGGAUGGCCCAGGUGCUUGGGCCCUGCACCCCAUGGGAGACCAGGAUAAGUACCUGGCUCCUGCCAUCGGA